Rotaria sordida is the source of this 381-nucleotide messenger RNA. The record is from the annotation of a GenBank genome assembly. Lineage: Eukaryota; Metazoa; Rotifera; Eurotatoria; Philodinida; Philodinidae.
AUGCAACAACAAACAAGAAAUGAAUCGACUAGUGGUGUACCUAGUCGAUUAUAUAGUGAUGAUAAAGUUAGUUUACUUAAAAGUUCAGCUGUUGAAAUAGUGGUUUAUUCAUUAAAUACAUUACUGGAUCCGAAAAUUCACACAUUUACAAAUUAUUUAUCACUUGAUCAACGUGCUUUGGUUGAUGAUCAAGUAAUGCCACUUGAUCCAUUACUUACAAAAGUAUGUGGUAAAGAAAUAUUUAAUCGUACACGAAGUUUUUUAAUUUCAAUGUGUUAUUUACAUAUUGAUGAAGUAGCAUCAACAUUAUUAGUACCGAUUAUUUUAUUUUCACCUGAUCGUUUAAAUAUAAAACAUCUUGAUUUGGUUAAACGUUUAUAA